CCAACCGUGAAAGUCACCACGCUUAUCAAGAACCAGCAGGUACAGAGAGCUUCACAAGCAGAGAACCAUGGCUCCGCUCAAUUCUACCAAACCCGAGGAGGAUCAGGUUUUGGUUGAAGAGAAAUCGUAUGCAAAAAUAUUGACGUUGAAUAGGCCUAGACAAUUGAAUGCCCUUUCAUUUCAGAUGAUUUCUCAGCUAUUGGAGCUUUUUGUUGCCUAUGAGGAGGAUUCUAAUGUCAAGUUGGUAAUUGUCAAGGGAAAGGGAAGAGCAUUUUGUGCUGGUGGGGAUGUUGCAGCUGUUGUUCGUGAUAUUAAUGAAGGUAACUGGAGCUUAGGCGCACAUUUUUUUUGCAAGGAGUACAUCUUAAAUUACAUUAUGGCAACAUAUCGUAAAACCCAGGUUUCAAUUCUUAAUGGGAUUGUCAUGGGAGGUGGGGCUGGCGCUUCAAUACAUGGUAGAUUCCGGGUUGCAACAGAGAACUCGGUCUUUGCAAUGCCGGAAACAGCUUUGGGACUCUUCCCAGAUGUAGGUGCCUCUUAUUUCUUGUCAAGACUCCCUGGAUUCUUUGGAGAAUAUGCUGGUCUUACGGGCACUAGGUUGGAUGGUGCUGAAAUGCUUGCAUGUGGUCUUGCAACUCACUUUGUCCCCUCACCGAGAUUGUCUUUGUUGGAAGAAGCACUGCACAAGAUAGAUUCUAGUGAUCCGGCCAUUAUUUCUGCAAUUAUUGAUAAAUACUCACAGAAACCUUAUUUGAAAGAGCAAAGUGCAUAUCACAGAUUGGAUGUCAUUGAUAGGUGCUUCUCUCGAAGAACAGUUGAAGAAAUUUUAUCUGCCCUUGAGAGAGAGGCCUUGAAUAAUACAAAGGAUGAUUGGAUCUCUGCAGCAAUUCAGUCACUGAAGCAAGCAUCUCCAAUGAGCCUAAAAAUUUCUCUGAGAGCAAUCAGACAAGGAAGGCUCCAAGGUGUUGGUCAAUGCCUUGUUUCUGAGUAUAGAAUGGUUUGUCAUGUCUUGCGAGGAAAAGUCAGCAAGGAUUUCAUGGAGGGCUGUAGAGCUUUACUGUUGGAUAAGGAUAAGAACCCAAAGUGGGAGCCCUCUAAAUUGGAGCUUAUUAGCGAUGAUAUGGUGAACUCGUACUUCUCUAUGGUGGAUGAUAAAGAGUGGGUGGAUUUAAAGCUUCCUGCAAGAUCCAAAUUGGCUAUAUAUGCCAUUGCGAAGCUUUAGUGUAUCAUGGUGAAAAGGGGAAAUUGCUUCACUAUUGAUUUCUAAGCCUAAGCUUCCUGCAAGAUCCAAAUUGGCUAUAUAUGCCAUUGCGAAGCUUUAGUGUAUCAUGGUGAAAAGGGGAAAUUGCUUCACUAUUGAUUUCUAAGCCUAGUGUUUCCUAGUUUUGGGUUUUUUAUAAGGUUUUGGGAGCCAAAACUUGAGGGAAAGGUAGAAGCACCCAACCCCAGUCAAAUAGAUCCGAAUUUAUUCUUACUCCAAACCCAAAAAAUAAAUAUUUCUUUUUUUAUUAUUAUUAUUAUUAGAAAAUGAUAUUAUUAAGUGAUAUUCCAGUCAUUUCUUAUAUUAUUAGAGGUCUAGGAUUAAGUACAAUAUGGAGUCUUGUGAUAUUUAAGAUUCCUCUUAAUCUUGUUAAUAUAUAUUAACUAGAGUUAAA
Messenger RNA from Corylus avellana, 1655 nucleotides. RefSeq names its product 3-hydroxyisobutyryl-CoA hydrolase 1. The record is from RefSeq and is a predicted model, not a curated record. Gene Ontology annotation, biological process: L-valine catabolic process. Lineage: Eukaryota; Viridiplantae; Streptophyta; Magnoliopsida; Fagales; Betulaceae. Gene Ontology annotation, molecular function: 3-hydroxyisobutyryl-CoA hydrolase activity.